Molecule: messenger RNA, 678 nt
Organism: Budorcas taxicolor (takin)
Lineage: Eukaryota; Metazoa; Chordata; Mammalia; Artiodactyla; Bovidae
Gene: SMCO3
Product: single-pass membrane protein with coiled-coil domains 3
Exons: 1
Coding region: 1-678 (225 amino acids)
Source: RefSeq, a predicted model, not a curated record
AUGGCUCAAAGUGACUUCCUCUAUCCAGAGAACCCAAAAAGGCGACAAGAAGUAAACCGUCUUCACCAGGAGCUCCUUGACUGCUUAUCUGACAGCUUCCAUGCCACCAAUAAGCUGAUUGGGGUUUUAAACACGCACUUAGGGUGUACGUUACCUUCCAUUGAAAUGAAAAGAGAUGGGACCAUCAAAGAAAACUGUGAUAUCAUCAUCCAAGCCAUGAUGAACAUCCAAAAAGAAUUGCAAAAGGUGGAUGAAGCACUAAAAGAUAAACUAGAGCCAACUCUUUAUAGAAAACUUCAGGAUAUUAAGGAAAGAGAAACCGAGAAAAUUGCGAUAGUACAGAAGGUUAUUUCAGUCAUCCUGGGAGAAGCCACUUCUGCCGCCAGUGCAGUGGCUGUUAAACUUGUGGGCUCAAAUGUCACAACCGGCAUAAUUAACAAGUUGGUCACUGUGCUAGCUCAAAUUGGUGCGUCUCUCCUCGGUAGCAUAGGAGUUGCUGUUCUUGGCCUUGGGAUAGAUAUGAUCUUCCGUGCCAUCCUGGGAGCAGUGGAGAAAACACAGCUUCAAGCAGCCAUCAAAAGUUACGAGAAGCAUCUGGUGGAAUUCAAGUCAGCUUCAGAAAAAUAUCAUCAUGCCAUUACUGAGGUCACCAACACAGUGAAACAUCAAAUGAAAUAA